This is a messenger RNA of Pongo pygmaeus (Bornean orangutan), 1540 nucleotides long. The record is from the annotation of a RefSeq genome assembly. Lineage: Eukaryota; Metazoa; Chordata; Mammalia; Primates; Hominidae.
AUGUUCGCCGACCGCUGGCUAUUCUCCACGAACCACAAAGAUAUUGGAACGCUAUACCUGUUGUUCGGCGCAUGAGCUGGUGUCCUAGGCACUGCCCUAAGCCUCCUCAUUCGUGCUGAACUAGGCCAACCCGGCAACCUCCUAGGUAAUGACCAUAUUUACAAUGUCAUCGUCACAGCCCAUGCAUUCGUAAUAAUUUUUUUCAUGGUCAUGCCCAUAAUAAUUGGAGGCUUUGGCAACUGACUAGUGCCCCUGAUAAUUGGCGCCCCUGAUAUGGCAUUCCCGCGCAUAAAUAACAUAAGCUUCUGACUCCUCCUCCCCUCCUUCCUCCUAUUACUCGCUUCUGCUACAGUAGAGGCCGGAGCAGGAACGGGCUGAACAGUCUAUCCACCCCUAGCAGGAAACUACUCUCACCCAGGAGCCUCUGUAGACUUGACAAUCUUCUCUCUACACCUAGCAGGCAUUUCCUCAAUUCUAGGGGCUAUCAAUUUCAUUACAACAAUUAUUAAUAUAAAACCCCCUGCAAUAUCCCAAUAUCAAACUCCCCUCUUCGUCUGAUCAAUCCUGAUCACAGCAGUCCUACUUCUCCUCUCCCUCCCAGUCCUAGCCGCUGGCAUCACCAUACUACUAACAGACCGCAACUUAAAUACUACAUUCUUUGACCCGGCUGGAGGUGGGGAUCCUAUCCUAUACCAACACUUAUUCUGAUUUUUCGGCCACCCUGAAGUCUACAUUCUCAUCCUACCAGGUUUCGGCAUAAUCUCCCACAUCGUAACACACUACUCCGGAAAAAAAGAACCAUUUGGGUAUAUAGGCAUAGUCUGAGCCAUAGUCUCAAUUGGUUUCCUGGGUUUUAUCGUAUGAGCCCACCACAUAUUCACAGUAGGGAUAGACGUGGACACACGAGCCUACUUCACCUCCGCUACCAUAAUUAUUGCCAUCCCCACCGGCGUCAAAGUAUUUAGCUGACUCGCUACACUCCACGGAAGCAACACUAAAUGAUCUGCCGCAAUCCUCUGAGCCUUAGGAUUCAUUUUCCUCUUCACCGUAGGCGGCUUAACAGGCAUCGUACUGGCAAACUCAUCACUAGACAUCGUAUUACACGAUACAUACUACGUUGUAGCCCACUUUCACUACGUCUUAUCAAUAGGAGCUGUAUUCGCCAUCAUAGGAGGCUUCAUCCACUGGUUCCCACUAUUCUCAGGCUACACCUUAAACCAGACCUAUGCUAAAAUUCACUUCAUCACCAUAUUUGUCGGCGUAAAUUUAACCUUCUUCCCGCAACAUUUCCUUGGCCUAUCAGGUAUACCCCGACGCUACUCCGAUUACCCCGACGCAUAUACCACAUGAAAUAUUUUAUCAUCCGCAGGCUCAUUUAUCUCCCUAACAGCAGUUAUACUAAUAAUUUUCAUAAUUUGAGAAGCCUUUGCCUCAAAACGAAAAGUCCCAAUAAUUGAACAACCUUCCACAAGCCUAGAGUGGUUAUACGGAUGCCCCCCACCCUACCAUACGUUUGAAGAACCCGUCUAUAUAAAACCCG